GACUCUCACCACCACACCUUCGCUGCAGACCCAUUGCGGGAGGAUUAUGGAGGCACAGCGAUAUCCCAUCAGCAUCCGACUCAUCGGAAUGAUGCACAAAGAGAAGAACAAGCUGUACAUGGCCUCAGUACUUUGGUCGGACCAGAAUGACAUCGUAGUUUACCGCAGUUUCAAGGACUUCAAAAAAGUGCAUAAGCAGAUGAAGAAAGCGUUCCCACCUGCAAAUCCACUGAAAAAAUCGGACCGAAUCAUUCCACGAUUUCGAGAUCAAAGAAUGAAGAGGCGCACAAAGAGGAAUGGCCCCACAAAGUCAGUGGUCCGUCUGAAGUUCUUGGAGCAAUACUGCAGCGAACUCCUGAGCUGCGACCCGCGCGUCUCGCAUUCUGCAGAACUCAUCCAGUUCUUCCAACCUCAAGACCAGGACCUCCAGCCGGACUUCGCCAAGAACAGCAUCAUGGUCAUGCCGUCGGAUGAUGUCAGCGCCGGAAGCGAAAGGCACGCCACCGUCGGCAAUGUGACCCAGCCGUUUGUGACAGAAACAUACGUGUGUGUGGCCCCUUACGAGACCAAGGACACCAAGAACAAACCCUUCAAAGUGUCGAUGAACGAAAAAGUGGACGUGCUCAUCAAAGACAACGCAGGGUGGUGGCUGGUGGAAAACGAAGCCAAGCAUUUGGCUUGGUUCCCUGCCCCUUACCUGGAGAAGUUAGACGACGAGGAGUAUGACGACGACAUGGAUGGACAUCAUGGGACAGGUCUGCUGUACAGAGCAGUCAAGAGCUACAAGGCCACCAAAGGAGAUGAGGUGUCUGUGGGCAUUGGUUCAGUGGUGGAGGUCCUGCAGAAGUCCAACAAUGGCUGGUGGCUCAUUAGAACUAAUGGUAAGGCAGGUUAUAUACCCGUUAUGUACCUGAAGCCCUACAACAGCCCCCAUAUCCAGAUGGCCGCUCUCCAACAGGACCUACGCAACUCGACCCUCAACCUGUCCCAGCUCCAACUCCCGUCUGCCCCCGGCCCUUCACACCCCUCCCGCGAGAUCAGCCGCUCUCAGGGCGACCUCCUGCAGCUCCCCGGCGCUAGCCCCCCCUCCGCCCCCGGUCAGCUCCAACUUGCCGACAAGCUCAGGUCCCGCUCAAUGAACGCUCUGUUCGAAAGCCGCCCAGCCCUGCCAGCUGUAACCGCCCCGCCCUCUAGUGCAGAGAACGACACGACCACCGACGUGGUUAAACACGCCGCUACGCCCACUAUCACGGUGGAGCUAGACGGAGAGGAGGAUACGCGAGGGAGGAGCCCAACAGUGGACAGCGAGGAAAGCUUGGGAACCGACAGCGACUUCAGCUUCAGCGAUGGCCCCAGUUCCUCUCUGGACGGCUCUAUGCUCAACCUGAGCGACGGUCUGGCAGAGGAACAACUGCGUCUCAGCCGUACCCCUCCACCCAUGAGCUCCAGCCACCUCAGUCCUGACAGGAGCACGGGGGCCAAAUUGAACACCAGCGUCUCUGAGCCGACCCUUUUCAAGAAGCCCGCAGUACCCAAGGUGCCACCGAGGCCCCGCGCUCAGGAGAUCCUCACGCGCUGCAGCACCGUCACCCGCAAGAAUGCCGCCAAGAUUGGGCUUCCACUGGCACACGUCCAGAUCGCUAGCUGCUGAGGUUUCCCAUGAUGUCGUUUUGCCAUCCGGUGAGGUGCACCGUGUCCUUAGGCCUCAAGACAAGAGAGAUCUGCAGCUUGAAACACUUGCUACACGGUUCAGGUGCAACUCGGAAGACCUGAAAGACUGUUAUCGCAGAACGGUUGGGUUGUGUAGGACACAAUGUAGUCCUGAGAAGAAAGAUGCCUCAGUGCUACUGACAGUUUUGGUUAGAGCUGGGCGAUAUAUCGAUAUCAUGAGACUAGCUAUCACCUGGGAUUUUGGAUAUCGUGAUAUGGCAUAAGUGUGGUCUGGUUUUAAAGGGCUGCAUUACAGUAAAGAGACGUAAUUUUCUGAACUUGCCAGACUCUUCUAGCUGUUCUGUUAUUUACCUUUACCUGCUUAGUUACUAUAGAAGCAUUGCUGAUGAUUGUUGAUCAGAAAUCUGAUUGUGUAAACGUUUUGUGAAAGCACCAAUAGUCAUCCCCAAAAUAUUGUCACGAUAUCGAUAUCGAGGUAUUUUGGUGCAGAAAUGUGGUGAUAUUUGGUCUUGUCCGUAUCGCCCAGCUCUACUUUUGACCUUACUGUAUGGUCUCUGAAUGGUAGUAGCAUCAACAUGACUAUGGUGCCACCGACAGUAAUGAGGAAAAUCCCAUCAAUACCGAAUGUUCAGUGCCGAUCUUACAGAGACUGUUUAAAGAUGUGGGAUGGGAAUAAUUUACACGGGUCUUGUUUUCAUUCUGCUUGCUUUUUUCCCCCGCUUCUUUCAAAUCUACUAAAAAAUAUUUUACUCUGCAACGUCUGAAGAAAAAUUUGCAUGUACGAACAAGAACUCGAUUUUAAAUGGGCUUUUAGGGAGGUUUGCAGAUGGGACUAUGUUCAUCCUGGUUAGGCGACUCGUUUUCUCUUGACUACUAAAUUAGUUAAGUCAGCUAUGUCUAAUGACAAGUUCCAUGUAUGAACAAGAUAUUUUGUUAUUGUAAUCUAAAUGUAAUUAUUCUCUUGUUGCCUAUCCUGUCACUGAAUCCAUUUUAAAAACUUGACAUUAUGCCCCGUAUGAAUAAAUGUUGCUAAAAACAAAACCUUUUUUCCCUGGAAUAUUACACCUGGAUACUUCUUGUAAGCGUGCAAUAAAAAAAAGUUUGUAAAAAAAA
Lampris incognitus (smalleye Pacific opah) is the source of this 2784-nucleotide messenger RNA. RefSeq names its product NADPH oxidase organizer 1a (gene noxo1a). The record is from RefSeq and is a predicted model, not a curated record. The transcript has 8 exons. Gene Ontology annotation, biological process: superoxide anion generation. Gene Ontology annotation, molecular function: superoxide-generating NADPH oxidase activator activity; protein binding; phosphatidylinositol binding. NCBI's taxonomy places the organism in Eukaryota, Metazoa, Chordata, Actinopteri, Lampriformes, Lampridae. The coding region runs from base 47 to 1651 and encodes 534 amino acids.